Messenger RNA from Dibothriocephalus latus, 1584 nucleotides. Lineage: Eukaryota; Metazoa; Platyhelminthes; Cestoda; Diphyllobothriidea; Diphyllobothriidae. The record is from the annotation of a GenBank genome assembly.
AUGCAACUCAGUCAACUACAAACUCAAAUCGAUGAACUGCUGCAGAGCCCGAAUCUGCGUACGCAAAUAAGGCGUGCCCUGGAAUGUGAUGAUGCAUCUGCGUUGGUGAACACUCAAGAGUCUUCACAUCACCCGCAUCAGCAGGAUAUUCUGCUCUCCAAAUUGCGGAGGGCUGGCGUGGUUGACCGCCUUCUCAGUGCCCUUGGAGGGUCUUUGUCCAGACAAACAUCCCAACCUGAAACCAUAAGCUCACACUUACCGACAUCCAGAAAGUAUGAUCGAGCUACACUAUCUAUUGAACUGCUCACAGUCAAAGCUCUCUUAACUAAUCUUUCCGAUCAGAAGUACUCAAAGGAAGGAUCGCUCUCUGACAGCGCUCUGGUCUUUUACCUGGCCCUCGGUAGAAAUCGCUUCCAAAGUCAACGCUUCCCAUGCUCUGUUGACCUCGAACUCAAUCAGGUGUUUCUGUUAGAUUUGGAUAGUUCUGUCUCUUACAAAACGACGAAACCAUUAACGGCGGAAUCACUGUUGGCGGACAAGGCUACAAACGUACCUCUUCAGGUGACAUGUGUUAAGCUACGCAAGGAUGGUCGCCGGCACCUCCUUUCAUCCAAUUCCAUUAACUGGAAGAAACACGUCUACUCAGCUGCGCCCACUGAUGUCGACAAUGAGGGUUUCGCAUGGUCUAAAAAGAUAUUGGUCGAAUUAUCCAGUGUUGGCUCGGAAACACAGUUGACGGCGGGGAUUCUAGAGAUGCGCAUUGGCGUGCACUUGCAGCCGGCUGCCUGGAAUGCGAAUACCCAACAGAAUGCCGGCUGCAUUCUGCCACCCGCCAAUUUCAUCACCGCCCACUUCGCCCUGGAGGAGGGUAGUCGAGAGGAGCGAUCGCUUGCCUUUGCCCAGUACGGGCGUCAGUGGUGGCAGGAAUACUGCCUCCUACAUCGCGGCGCCUUCAAGGGUAGAAUGGUGAAGAUGUACGCGCUGGACGAAAACGGCAGGCCACAGUUUGUCACCCGCUUUGUUCACCCACUGCCUGACGAAAGAUGCCUUGGAACAGUCGGUCGAGCGGUGCGCUUCGUCGCGUGCAUUCCCUGCAGUCACUGGUCUACCGUUGGUGCCGCCCAUCAGGAUAUUUGGUGUACAGGUCCUGCGUUUAUUUCGCGGAACCGCGGCAGCGUGGCUGACCAUGCAAACCUUCUGUGUUCCAUCCUGCUGGGUUUCGGACUUGCUGCCUACGUUGCCAUUGGCAUUAAGGCCGAAGGCCCCUGUUCAUACACAGAAAUUGGAACUCCGCAGGACGCGGAUAAACCACCCUACUAUGCCUGGGUCAUUGUCUUUGACAACUUCAAAAAGGAGGAGGUGGUAAUAUUCGAUGCAGUAUCUGGAGGUCGUCUCUGGCACAUUUCUGGGGUGCCUUGGGAAUGUGGAAACAAAAAAUCAUCUUCCGCCUCGGAUUCGCCGAUCGGACCGUCUGACUCCAUUGACUGCAUUUACAACAAUCGGGAGUUUUAUGCCAACAUCCAACCUACCACUUCUCUCUCCUCCACCUCCCUGAAUUUAAAGGUAAUUUUAAGCCCUCGUUAA